Molecule: messenger RNA, 654 nt
Organism: Malus domestica (apple)
Lineage: Eukaryota; Viridiplantae; Streptophyta; Magnoliopsida; Rosales; Rosaceae
Source: RefSeq, a predicted model, not a curated record
AUGGCAAACCAAAUCCUGCUAUUGACUACUUUCCUAGCCAUGACAUGUUCUUUGGUUGUUGCUUUCGAGCCUAGUCCGUUGCAGGAUUUCUGUGUUGCUGACGCUACUAGCUCAGCAACAAGAGUGAAUGGGCUACCUUGCUUGGACUCCAAGCUAGCAACAGCUGAGCAUUUCUUCUUCAGUGGACUUCACAUCCCGGGCAACACCUCAAACCCUGUUGGUGGAAAAGUCACCCCUGUCAAUGUGGCUCAAAUUCCAGGACUCAACACCCUCGGCAUCUCACUCGCUCGCAUUGACUACGCACCAAUGGGUGUCAUCCCACCCCACACUCACCCCCGUGCCACUGAGAUUUUAACCGUCUUAGAAGGCAGCCUCGAUGUUGGCUUCGUGACCUCAAACCCCGACAACAAGCUCAUCUCAAAGGUCCUUAACAAGGGCGAUGCGUUUGUGUUCCCUGUCGGACUCAUUCACUAUCAGAAAAAUGUGGGCACUGGAAUGGCCGUUUCACUCUCUUCUUUGAGCAGCCAAAACCCUGGAGUCAACACCAUUGCUAAUGCUGUGUUCGGAUCCAAUCCCCCAAUUUCAGAAGAUGUCCUCGCCAAGUCUUUCCAGGUUGACAAAUCCGUUAUUACUAGUAUUCAGGCCAAAUUUUAG